Molecule: messenger RNA, 851 nt
Organism: Onychostoma macrolepis
Lineage: Eukaryota; Metazoa; Chordata; Actinopteri; Cypriniformes; Cyprinidae
Exons: 4
Coding region: 66-851 (261 amino acids)
Biological process (GO): positive regulation of ERK1 and ERK2 cascade; interleukin-15-mediated signaling pathway; T cell activation
Cellular component (GO): membrane raft; external side of plasma membrane
Molecular function (GO): MHC class II protein binding; protein tyrosine kinase binding
Source: RefSeq, a predicted model, not a curated record
GCUGAUCGUAUUUAAAGAAAGAGUUGAGAGCAUAUAAUGAAGAGGAAGACUGACAGAAAGAGAAGAUGGCUGAUGAGUGUGAUCUGUGUCUGCUGGGACUCAUCUUUCUAUCUUCACUUCUCUCAGGUUCCAGUGAAGUGAAUGAUGCUCAUGUGUUCAUCAGUUCUGGUCAAAAUGUCCGUCUGUCCUGUAAUAAUGCUCUUCAUGACUGCAGAUCAACUACAUGGAACUAUAACAGAUUCAGUCAUUCAGCAGCAGUUGAACUGAUUAAUUCAGGGAUAAAGAAGAAAGACACAGAGAGACAUGAGAGACUGAGUCUGGGGUCUGACUGCUCUCUGAACAUCAACAACAUCACAGAAGAAGAUUAUGGACUUUACACCUGCAGACAAUAUGUGAAUAAACAAAAACAAGGAACUGAUGCUCGUGUGUUUCUGCAUGUUCUUCAUGUCUCUUCAUCUUCAUCAUCCUCACAGACUGAGAUCAGUGCAGGCCGCUCUGUGACUCUCUUCUGUCAGCUGUAUUCAUAUUCAUAUGCUGGAGUCUCUUGUGAUGAUUGGAUCCGUUCUGAGGGAAUUGAGCUGUUCUGGGUGAAUCAGGCUGGUGUUAAACUGAAGAUAUCAGACUCCAGAUAUCAGAUAUCAGCAUCAGAUCACUGUAACAUCACUCUGACUACAACACUCCUGAAUGAAGAUCACAACAGAGAGUGGAGAUGCAGUGUUACUCACAGAGAUCGAGUCCAGAGCUCAGUCACAUAUACUGUCAAGAGUUCAGCUCGAGAUGAUCCAGCGUCACCAGUGAUUCCAGUCCACAACACAAAAUCAACUACAACGACACCAAUACGACACCAAUAA